Messenger RNA from Zingiber officinale, 1248 nucleotides. Its product is annotated as NAC domain-containing protein 21/22-like. Bases 338 to 1162 code for a protein of 274 amino acids. Gene Ontology annotation, molecular function: DNA binding. The record is from RefSeq and is a predicted model, not a curated record. NCBI's taxonomy places the organism in Eukaryota, Viridiplantae, Streptophyta, Magnoliopsida, Zingiberales, Zingiberaceae. The transcript has 3 exons. Gene Ontology annotation, biological process: regulation of DNA-templated transcription.
GGCAAAGCAGAGCUGGAUGAAGAUCCAGAUCCUUAAUUAACCAGCUGCACAUGCACGCAGUGCAUCACCAGUAUUUGCUUAAUCUUGGCAAGUAGAAGCUAGUGAAGCUGUUCUUUAGAUCAUUAUAAAAAAAUUACAGCAAUAUAUGUUUGUUUUAUAUACACCUUCCUAUCUCUCAUGCAUUCUGUAUCUCUAACCUCCUCUAUGUUUCCUUCUCUAAGUAGUUGACUUGCUCCUUGUAUCAUACUACCGAUCCCCUCUUCAGAUUUGCGAUCCCAUCUCCAUUACUAUUCUUAUCUUCUUCUUGUUCUUAAUUUCUCCUUAAAUUCCCAGCAGUAUGAGCUCCUUGAGAAUGAUGGAGGCAAGACUGCCUCCCGGGUUCCGUUUCCACCCGCAAGACGAUGAGCUAAUCUGCAACUACCUUGCGAAGAAGGUAAGGGGGGAAGCAGUACUGAAUGGUAGCAUCGGUGGUUAUCCGGCGAUCGUCGACGUCGAUCUCAACAAGUGUGAGCCAUGGGACCUUCCUGAAGUGGCAUGUGUUGAGGGCAAGGAAUGGUUCUUCUUCAGCCUUAAAGACCGCAAGUACGCAACCGGGCAGCGAACAAACCAAGCAACCAAGUCGGGCUACUGGAAAGCUACCGGAAAAGACCGACAAGUGAACCGAAUGGAUGUGCUUGUUGGUAUGAGGAAGACAUUGGUGUUCUAUGGAGGCAGAGCUCCAAAUGGUAGCAAGACUGAUUGGGUCAUGCAUGAAUUUCGCUUGGAUGAGUCUUCUAAUCCAUCCAAAUUCUCCUCCAAGGAAGACUGGGUUUUGUGCAGGGUAUCCUUCAAGAGCAGAUCAUCACUAAUACAAAAGAAGACCGAUAUCGAGAAAUGCCAAGAUGAUACAAACUCUUUCACCUACAUAUCCUUCGACCGAGUUCUGUGUGGCUUGGAGGGGUAUGAGCAAGUGCCCUGCUUCUCCAACCUCAUCUCGGAUGGUGCCACAGCUGAUGUGGAUCAUCGCGAUAAGAAGCUCAUCAAGAACUCCCUAAACCAGUUCAGCUCAAUAUUGGAAGGGCAUUCCAAAACUGAGAAGCCUCCAAAUGUGAGUCAUGGGAACUUGGGGAGCUACUUAAGAGACAAUGGUGAUUGCUGUAUGUGGAAUCCCUGGUUAACUUAGAAGAAGAAAAGUUCUUAUGAAUUUUGAUGACUCAAAAACCAAUCUCAGCAUUACAUACACCACAAUUGCACUCUCAGGUUCUUUUA